Messenger RNA from Caenorhabditis elegans, 946 nucleotides. RefSeq names its product small acidic/RSRC2 family protein (gene ZC262.2). NCBI's taxonomy places the organism in Eukaryota, Metazoa, Nematoda, Chromadorea, Rhabditida, Rhabditidae. The transcript has 7 exons. Bases 118 to 819 code for a protein of 233 amino acids. The record is from RefSeq and is marked reviewed.
AGCUUCUGAUCUGGAGAUUCCUUCUCUUAUAGAAGUAUUAUAUAAAAUUCUAAAAAGUAAACUGAAAAAAAUUAAAUAUUUCAUGUCUUUGUAGCCUGCCCGUCCCUCAGUUCUCCAAUGGGAAAACAUACGAAAUUCGGCAGCAGUGACGACGAAGGAGAGACUGAGACCAGUGUAGCAAAACGCCAAAAAGACGAGAAAAAGGAGAAGAAGAAGGAAAAACGAGACAGAAGUCGUUCUCCACACAAGGAACGCGAGAGAUCUCCUAAACGAGACCGUCAUCCAGAAAAGAAUGAAUCGAGACGUCACGACGAUCGCGAUCAAGAGAGAAGACGUGAUUACGGAAGAAAUGAUCGGCGAGAUGAUAGAAGAGGCGACGGUAGCUGGAAAACGGAUCGAAACGAUCGGAAUGAUCGGAGAAACGACUUUCAAAGAAGAGAUGACAAAAAUCGUCUCUCUGCUGAAGAGAUUGCUGCUCAACGAAAAGCUCUCUGGGGAAACAAAAAAGUGGCUGGAGAAUCAUCUUCCUCGAACACCACUGACACCGCCUCGUCAUCUUCUGAACCUGCAACUGGAGGAAAAAACGAAAAAUUAUGGUCAUCAGCCAUCGCAGCAACUGGGGUCGAUUCAUCAAAAGCCAACAAAUUCAUGCGUUUGAUGGGCGUCAAGAAUGCACCGAAACCAACGGAUGAUUCGUCGAGAUUGUCAGAUGAAAAGAAUCGCCAAGAUAAAAUGCUAAACGAUCUCGAGAAACAAUAUGCAAUUGCUAGAGAAACAACUCAUAUGGGACGUGGAACUGGAUUCGGAUUUGGACAUUGAGUUGCAAUUUGACAUUCCUUGCAAAUAUUAUUCUAGUUUUCUGUUAAUACUUCAAAAUUCAAUUUAAUCCCCAAUCAGUAAAACUUUAUUGAAAUUGAAUAAACGGAAUAAAUGAAUACAAAUUGUU